Trichomycterus rosablanca is the source of this 639-nucleotide messenger RNA. It is a transcript of the gene aicda, whose product is annotated as activation-induced cytidine deaminase. The transcript has 5 exons. Bases 1 to 633 code for a protein of 210 amino acids. Gene Ontology annotation, biological process: cytidine to uridine editing. Lineage: Eukaryota; Metazoa; Chordata; Actinopteri; Siluriformes; Trichomycteridae. Gene Ontology annotation, molecular function: zinc ion binding; cytidine deaminase activity; RNA binding. Gene Ontology annotation, cellular component: nucleus; cytoplasm. The record is from RefSeq and is a predicted model, not a curated record.
AUGACGAGCAAGUUGGACAGUGUUUUGAUGACCCAGAGAAAGUUUAUCUACCACUAUAAAAAUGUUCGCUGGGCACGUGGAAGAAACGAGACCUACCUCUGCUUUGUGGUCAAGAGACGCAACAGUCCUGACUCUCUCUCCUUUGAUUUUGGACACCUGCGUAAUCGCUCCGGCUGCCAUGUAGAGCUUCUCUUUCUGCGCUACCUUGGGGUACUGUGCCCAGGCCUGUGUGGUACAGGUGUUAACGGUCCAAGAGUGGCAUAUGCCAUCACCUGGUUCUGCUCCUGGUCACCCUGUUGGAACUGUGCCCACCAUCUUGCCCGCUUUCUGUCUCAGACGCCCAACCUACGGCUGCGCAUCUUCGUCUCACGUCUUUACUUCUGUGAUGAUGAGGACAGUCAGGAGAGAGAGGGACUCCGGUGCUUGCAGAAAGCGGGUGUGCAAGUAACUGUCAUGACCUAUAAAGAUUUUUUCUACUGCUGGCAGACGUUUGUGGCUCGAAGACAGAGGUGCUUUAAGGCUUGGGACGGCCUCCACCAGAACUCUGUCAGACUGUCCCGCAAACUACAUCGUAUCCUUCAGCCUGGUGAGACUGAAGAUAUGGGAGACGGCUUUGCUCUGCUGGGUCUAUAAUGAAGA